Messenger RNA from Melopsittacus undulatus (budgerigar), 1337 nucleotides. It is a transcript of the gene BEST2, whose product is annotated as bestrophin 2. NCBI's taxonomy places the organism in Eukaryota, Metazoa, Chordata, Aves, Psittaciformes, Psittaculidae. Gene Ontology annotation, molecular function: chloride channel activity. The record is from RefSeq and is a predicted model, not a curated record.
AUGACGGUGACGUACACGUCACGUGUGGCCACCGCUCGGUUCGGAGGCUUCUCGCGGCUGCUGCUGCUGUGGAGAGGAAGUUUCUACGUGGCCGUGGUCCUGGAGCGCUGGUGGGCUCAGUUCCGCUCCCAGUAUCCCCAUACAUCCCAGUACAUCCCAGUUCCCCCCAUCAUAGGUUUCUAUGUGGCUCUGGUCCUGGAGCGCUGGUGGGCUCAGUUUCUAUGUUUCCGCUCGGUGCCGGCUCCGGACGGGCUGAUGCUCGCGGUCGUCGGGAGCGUGCACGGGUCGGACACGCGCGGGAGGCUCCUGCGCAGGACAAUGAUGCGCUAUGGGAGCCUGGCGGCCUGUCAUCACAGUCACAGUGACGUCACAGUUACGGUCAAUGACGUCACAGUCACAGUCAGUGACAUCACGGUCACACUCAGUGACGUCACACUCACCAUCAAUGACGUCACAGUUGCAGUCAGUGACGUCACAUUCACCAUUAGUGACGUCACAAACACGAUCAAUGACGUCACUCUGCCGCCCCCACCCCAUUGGCUCAGGGUUCCUGCCCCGCUCCUGCAGCAGCUUCGCUCCCCCCACAACCAGUUCUGGGUCACGUGUUGGUUCUCGGCUCUGGCUGCUCAGGCCAGGACAGAAGGUCGGGUCAGGGAUGAUGGAGCCUUCAAGCUGCUCAUGGAGGAGCUGAACCGGUUCCGGGCCCACUGCAGCCUCCUGUUCCACUAUGACUGGAUCAGUGUCCCACUGGUGUACACACAGGUGGUCACCAUCGCUGUCUACACCUUCUUCGUCACCUGCCUCAUUGGGAGGCAGUUCCUAGACCCGGCUCAAGGUUAUGCAGGACAUGAGCUGGACCUGGGGCUGCCUGUGUUCACCCUGCUGCAGUUCUUCUUCUAUGUGGGGUGGCUCAAGGUAGCCGAGCAGCUCAUCAACCCCUUUGGGGAGGAUGACGACGACUUCGAGACCAACACACUCAUUGACAGGAACUUCCAGGUGUCGAUGCUGGCAGUGGAUGAGCUCUAUGGGCAGCUGCCGGCGCUGGAGCAGGACAGGUCCUGGGACACCAACAGUCCCAGGGCUCCAUAUACAGCAGCUGCAUCACUGAGACAACAACCGUUCCGGGGGUCAGCCAGUGACAUCACGUUGGCCAAGGAGGAGAUGCAGUUCCUGCCAUUGGAGGAUAUUGGGGAGACCCCCGAGUGCCAUGGGGGCAAUGGGGACAGGCCAAGGGGGGACAGUGUCCCCUAUGAGGACUGGCUCCUGCACCCCAAUGCUGAUGACAUGGUUUAAUAUGGGGGUGCAUACACAGAACACCCCCUUCCUCCAUAGCCCUA